GCUACGCCACACCAUUACCCAUUAGUCGGAUAAGAAGAACAAUGGGUGUGGGAGAAGUGAUCUACACAUUGUUGGAGGUGUUCAUUGCUGUUAGCUGCUGUCUUGGUAAUUUGCUGGUUAUUUUGGCACUGUGGACCAGUAAAAGCAUUCAGCAGCCUACUUUCUGCCUUAUUGUCUGUCUGGCUGUGGCUGACUUUAUGGUUGGCUGUGUGGCCAUUCCCUUGGCUGUGGUGGUGGAUGGACGAAUGGAGACUUCAUUCCAUGGCUGCCUCUUCAUCAGCUGUGUGGUCAUCUUGUUGACCCUAGUCUCAGUUUUGUCUCUCACGGCUAUUGCAGUGGACCGAUACCUCCGGGUGUAUAUCCCCCUCAGUUACAAGAGGACUGUAUCAAAGAGACAUUCUUGGUUUGUAGUCGCUGCAUGUUGGCUUGUUGCAGUACCACUGAGUUUUCCUCCCAUGCUUGGGUGGUACAACCAGGAAACCUUGUCCAAGUCGGUCAACUCUACAAUUGUCUGUCAGUUUAUAGCAGUGAUCCCCAUGUCAUACCUGGUUUACUUCAACUUUUUUCUCUGUAACCUCAUCCCUCUGUUGGUGAUGACUGUAUUGUAUGGCUACAUUUUCUGCAAUAUUCGAAGAAACCUUCGAGAGAAACCCGGCAGCGGUGUCCAAAACAAGUGUCAGAACUACCUAAAGAAGGAGAAACAGCUGGCAGGAUCUCUGUCUCUGGUCUUGGCUCUGUUCGCUCUGUCCUGGCUCCCUCUCCACAUAAUGAACUGCAUUGCUUACUUUGGUGAGCCAAAUUAUGUACCAGUAACAGCUUUCUAUGUCGGCAUUCUGCUUUCUCACGCUAACUCAGCUGUAAACCCGGUUGUGUAUGCGUUCAAAAUACAAAAGAUCAAGACGGCGUACCUGAAAAUCUGGAAACUGUGUUUUCCAUGUGGGGAAGAAAAUCAAGGAUCUCAGACAAGCCAGAUGACAGACAACAAUCUCAGUAGUAACAUGAACAGUGUGGCCAAAACAGAGUGAAAGAAUAUUAAGUUUGUGUUUGUGUGCUUCUUUGUUCUUAAUGGCUAUAUGACUAUACAGGGACAUUUUCUUUGACUAAUGUUUUUAUUUGAGAGAUUCCUAUAUUUUCUGUAUUUUAUUGGUUAUGUUAUCAGUUGCACUGUAUUUUUAUAGGUUCGUUGUGCUGUGAGCUGUGAGCCCAUUGUUGUUUCACUUUAGUUUUGCAGUUACUUCCUGUCCGUCAUAAACUAAAGAUUCACAUGUAUAGAUUCAAUCUCUAAGCUAAUAGAAGCUGGGUUUAAUGCUCUCUGUAUGCUGAACUGUGCACUGUGUCUCUGUAUCGGAUACAAAAUAUAUUAUAAUAUAUAUAGUCUGAAAAAAUAAAACAGGAAACAAGUGUACUUCCCCAAAUGUGUACAAUUAAAGCGUAAAAAAAAAGGAAGUGAGAUUUUCUGUGACACAUCUAACAGACAAAAAUACUGAUGAGAGUAGACUUGUAGCCAGAAAUAACUGUAAAAUCGUUAUUAUAACAGCCUUGUAGUAUGUACAGAAUAUUUUCAGAACCCAAACAAACUAUGUAUGUUAACCAACUUUGAAGCAUCUCUCUAUGCAGCUUGGCACCAGGCGUUUAUUUACACAAGACACUGUAGCAGCUAUUUCAUUAUUUGUAUUAUUAUUAUUUGUUAUUUUUGCAUUUGUUUGUAUAUUAUUUUGUAGUCAAUAAGGGGCACUAACCACUUGACCAAGCACUUGUUAGGUGAAGGAUAAAAUAGCAAGUUAGUGUAAGUGUCAGGGUUAGCACCAG
This is a messenger RNA of Morone saxatilis (striped sea-bass), 1809 nucleotides long. RefSeq names its product adenosine receptor A1-like. The record is from RefSeq and is a predicted model, not a curated record. The transcript has 2 exons. Gene Ontology annotation, cellular component: synapse; dendrite; membrane. Gene Ontology annotation, molecular function: G protein-coupled adenosine receptor activity. Gene Ontology annotation, biological process: G protein-coupled adenosine receptor signaling pathway. Lineage: Eukaryota; Metazoa; Chordata; Actinopteri; Moronidae. The coding region runs from base 42 to 1025 and encodes 327 amino acids.